Akanthomyces muscarius is the source of this 1551-nucleotide messenger RNA. RefSeq lists its product as uncharacterized. Gene Ontology annotation, biological process: lipoprotein biosynthetic process. NCBI's taxonomy places the organism in Eukaryota, Fungi, Ascomycota, Sordariomycetes, Hypocreales, Cordycipitaceae. The record is from RefSeq and is a predicted model, not a curated record. Gene Ontology annotation, molecular function: phosphatidylglycerol-prolipoprotein diacylglyceryl transferase activity. Gene Ontology annotation, cellular component: plasma membrane. The coding region runs from base 1 to 1551 and encodes 516 amino acids. The transcript has a single exon.
AUGGACUCCAAGAUUUGCAUCGGAACGAGGUAUGUGCUGUGGACAGCGGAAAUGCCUUUCCUUGGCGACACGCACUUUUACUUGGUCCACCACAUCUUGUCCCUUUCAUCGGUGGGCCUUGCCGUAUUCAAAAGCGCAGAUUUGCGAAUCGUCUAUCUGAUCGGUGCCGGCCUCAUCACGGAACUGCUUUCCAGUUCUCGAGCCUUCAUCCGUGGGUCAGGUUUGCACCACGGCCACCCGAAGCUCUUCGCCCGCAUCACGAUCACCAAUGCCGCCGCGAUCCUGCUCCUUCGGACCUUGCCAUCGAUCUACCUGCUACAAGAGCUGUUCCGACCAGCACUUGCGACCGACCUGGGCCUGGCUCUCUUCUCCACACUAGCAUUUUACACCUGCUUCGUCACGUAUAUUGCCUACAAGCUAUUCGCCGGGCAGGGAUAUGUCUCGUUCCAGUCUGCUAGCCCGGCACAUUUCGUGUUCAAGAUUGGGGAAGAGACUAGUCAGGUUUCGGUCUACAGCUUGCUGCUAGGUGCUGCAAUGGCAUCUGCUCAGCUGUUGUCGGCUUCCCUGUACGAGUGGGCGAACAUUGAGACGCUCCCGCAAAGGGAGCUGUCUAGCUUGGCUGGCAUUGGCCUAGGAACCGUCAUCAGUGGUCUUUUUGGCGCCAAGUAUAUGAAUCGAUCGCUAUCAGUCUCGACCAGCCCGAGCAUGGAACAACAAAAGGCAACUUCGCCGUUGCCAGCAUCACCGGGCAUAUCGCGUCGAUUCUUCCCAGGCUUCAAAGGCAUAUCAAUUCAAGGUGCCAUUCUUUUUUCCGCCACUUGGUUGAAUCUUUGCCCGAUUUUGGGCUUCAAAGUGAACAGCAGGCUUCUUUUCUGCGCCGCUGGACUGAGCCUGCCUGCUGGUGAGGCAAUUGGACGCGUCGGCUGUUACUUUGCUGGGUGUUGUGGCUCCACGCGAAGAGAAAAGUACCCUGGCAUACAAUUGCUGUCGGCGACCUUAAAUAUGAUUGUUUUCAGCUCCGAGAUGCUGUAUCUCUCAAAUCAUGGCACUUCCAGGAUUGGCGAGGCUGGCUUGGCAGCAGUUCUAGGAAACGGCGCUGUGCGCUUCGUGCUUAAUCCGCUGAGAACCGACUCUGCCAGAAAUCCUUUCAGUCCUGCUAGUGCAUUUGCUUUGGCACAAAUUCUCCUUUCUUCAUCUCUGCUGGCGCUGGAGAAGGCUGAAGGUGGUAUGGAUCCUUAUACAUCCUUCCUCGCAACCAUUGGCGAGGCCGCCAGCAACAUUUUCAUGUGCCGUGCAGCCGCCUUCGCUUGGGAAAUAGCAGUAGCGCAACUUCAGAAACGCCAACUGUCCCGAUUCGCUCGAAUAGACAAUUUUGUGUACGCCUUUAGUGUUGCAAUCGUUCUGCUGAGCAUGAAUAGCAAUACAGGGGAUGAAGUGGCGCGUGCCGGGAAAUCGUUUGUUCAGAAGGAACCCUUGUUCGUCAUGUCAAGCCCUGCAUUAUUGGGCUCCGUAGCCGCUGCUGCAGGAUUUCCAAUCAUUCUUCUGAACUGA